GCUGCAGACAUCAACAGACAUCAAGUCUCAUCUCAGGGGAAAUUACAGAAUGGAAACCACAGAGGUUAUCUCAAACGACAAAGCUACAGUAAUCAUCCAAAUAAGUCCACAGGCAGAAUACGGUGUUGUUUAUGUUGAUGGACAGACGAUACAUCACAAUGCAGCUCUUGAAGGAUUUUUCAAAUCACGACCAAAGGCAAUGGGGAUUGUCCAGAUAAUGAUUGGAGUAACGCUCUUCCUACUUGGUGUUUUACUCACCUUCCAUGUCUAUUCUCCCAAUAUUGUUUUCAACAUUGGCAUUACCUACUGGGGAUCUUUCAUUUACAUCACUGCUGGAUCUUUGUCUGUUGCUGCACAGAAUAAACGUCAGCCGUGUUUGGUGAAAGCCUCUCUUGGAAUGAAUGUGUUCAGCGCCGUAACUGCAGGACUAGCUAUUAUUGUGAUGGGUGUACAGUUUGCAAUGUCAUUGCAAUUUAAUGAGCAGGAGUAUUUACGAUCUGAUGGAAUAAUGCUGGUGUUCACCAUUCCUCAGUUCAUCAUCUCUAUAUAUAUCUCAGCAAUUGCCUGCAAAGCCACCUGCAACAUCCAUCCUAUAGUGGUCAAUGUGACUAAACCAGGUGAACGUUUUUGUUGAGAUAAUGCUAUUUUUGGCAUUACAAGCUUGGCAUUUUUAUCACACCAGUCAUUUUAAUUAUUAAAAAAGAAGGGUUGGGUACCGUUCACAUUUUAAGCGGAGCGGGCCUUUACUCUCUGUUUAAUAACAAAACAUUUAUUUCAAUGAAAAAACUCUCAAUUUCAAUGUUUUGAACAAUAGGGCCCUACAAUUUUUGAAAAUUAUUAUGUGUUUUAUUUUUUUUGCUAAUUAAAUAAAGACAUGAAACAUACAUUUUUAAAUAAAACUUAUUUUCUGGCAAACAACCAGAGGUUUACUGUUACAAUAAUAAAUGGUGGAAAAAUUGGAAAAAUGCUUUUGCGGUUAAUGUGGUUGUAAUAGUUAUUUUUAUCCUUUUGUUUUAUUUAAAUUUGACAGUGAAUAGAAUAUGUAAAGACAUACAUUAUAACGUUCAAGCGCAAUACAAGAGUAGGCCUAAUAUAUUUCUGUUAUGUUAAACUGUAAUUUUAUUUUGACAGCUUGCUGUGACGUUUUUGUGUGUCUACAUAGUAUGAUAUAGUGCUAGUUUUUUUUUUUUAGAUGAAACUUAAAAAUGUUCAUGAAGUGACUCACAGCAUCUCUGGUUAAGUUCCAUCGUGCCAUGUGUGCUUCAUUACUUGUAUAGUAAACAAAACCCAUGUUUGUGCCAUUUAUACAUUUCGAGGUUUGAUGGAACAUGCAGGAGUCCUAUCUAAACCAUCUUUUACAUUUUAAUAUCCACAUAUCAUUUCAUUUCAAGAUUCAAAUUAAGUGACAGUCUUAAAACCAUAUGACCCUAGAAAUGUAACCACACUUCAGAACAUUUCAGGACACAUGUUUGCCUGUUUGUUGUGUUUUAAAGAGUUGCAUUUGGUGCAGAUAAUAUCCUGUAAAUAAUAUCCAU
Puntigrus tetrazona (Sumatra barb) is the source of this 1535-nucleotide messenger RNA. Its product is annotated as membrane-spanning 4-domains subfamily A member 4D-like. NCBI's taxonomy places the organism in Eukaryota, Metazoa, Chordata, Actinopteri, Cypriniformes, Cyprinidae. Bases 50 to 634 code for a protein of 194 amino acids. The record is from RefSeq and is a predicted model, not a curated record. The transcript is spliced from 6 exons. Gene Ontology annotation, cellular component: membrane.